CUUGAAUCGUGGUGUUUACGCCGCAUCGCAGUCGUCAGUCAGUCACCGGUUGAACGCCGGAACGGAAACACGCGCAUCCCCUUUGAAUGUACCUUUUUGAUCGAUCUCUAGAUCGUUUGCCCCUCCCCAUCCCACUAGUGUACAGGGUCCCUCGAUCAUCGGUUCGCUCGCCCUCCGUCAGUCGCUAGCCCGCUUGUGAUUUCGCUGGUCUCGCCGUAUUCUCGUGCUUAACCAUCGCCAGCGAACGUGCUUGCUAUCGUUCGUACCGUUCGCCACGCUCUCUGCUCGGCCCGGCAACAGUGUACAUACGAUUCAACAAAGACGUAUUGGCACCAACUGGCGUCCGUGCAUUCAACGGAUUUGUUUUUGUCGGAGUCUCUACCCAUUUUUUGAGCUAAACCUAUAUAUCCGACAAAAUAGGUUGGUCAGACUUCCGGCGAGGCAGCAGUCUGCCAUCGGCGCCGUCAACCGCCGGCACAAUGUUCUCCAAACUCAAAUCAGGCACGUCGUCUGUCAGCCAGGGUGCACAAGUGUUAUCCACCAACAACAUCCUCAACCUGUUUGAGGUCGGUAAAUUCGUGUGCUCUGCUGGCCCAGAGCUCAUAUGGAAGGUUUACGAGGGGUUCCGAAAACCAGACGGAAAGGAGGUUUCGAUAUUCGUUUUCGAAAAAAAACUGGCGGACAAGCUGCACAAGCCCAGGCGGAAGGAGACGGUGACGGAGAUACUGAAGAAGAGCGUGCACUACUUAGAGAUGCUCAGACAGCCGAAGCUCAUACUCAAGGUGGUGCAUUCCGUUGAGGACUGCAACGACACGCUCGCUUUUGCCGCCGAGCCGGUGAUCGCCAGUCUGGCCAACAUACUCGCGUAUCAGGCGUCCGUCGGGGGUCGGACGGUCAACGGGCCACCGUCCACUGGUGCGUCCAUCAUCACUACUACGGCCAUGCCACGGCCCGCUCACGCGAGGGAAUACAACUUUUUGGACUUUGAAAUCAAGUACGGCAUCAGACAGAUUGCCGAAGCCCUUGAUUUUUUAUCACCUCAAGUCCAUCAUCAUAAUGUUUGCCCGAGCAGUAUACUUGUAACAAAAACAGGAACCUGGAAACUUAGUGGUCUGGAAUUCAUUGUUCAGACCGAAGCUAGAGAGCGGAUUACUUGUACACCAUGGACGUCUAGACUACCAAAAAUGGCACAACCCGAUUUGGAUUAUAUAGCUCCAGAAGUCCAGUUGUCUUCUUAUUGUAGUUCUCACAGUGAUAUGUACUCGUUGGGAAUGGUUAUAUUUGCGAUAUUUAAUAACGGUCGACCAUUAAUACAAGCAAACCACAGCAGCUCGACGUACAUGAAACAAUUAGAUGUGUUGGAAAAUCAAAUUCACAAUGUGUUGCCUAAACUGCCGGCACAAUUACAAGAAAUGGCAACAAAAAUGUUGAGCAAAGACGUGGAUGCGAGACCAUUCGUCAAAAAUUUAUUGCACACUCCUUAUUUCUGCGAUCGUUUUGUGGAAACUAUUCAAACACUGGAUAUUAUAAAUAUGAAAGAUUUGGUACAGAAGUGUCAGUUCUACAAGAUAACAUUAAAAGAAUCAUUACCAUUCAUUCCAAAGAAAAUUUGGUAUCAAAGAGUUUGGCCGUUUUUGCAACACGAAAUGUUAAAACCAGAUGUAUCAGCUGCAGUCUUACACCCAGUAAUAUUCUUAAUUCAAGAGUCCAGUCUUGAGGACUACGAAACACUCAUGUUGCCUGCUAUGAGCAAAAUAUUCAAUGGACCAAAACAUGUUCCUGUACAAGUGAUAUUAUUGGAAAACUUACAUGUGAUAUUAGAAAAAACACCAAGAGACGAUAUUAGAAAAGAAGUACUCCCUUUGUUGUACACAGCAUUUGACUUUUCAGACAUAGAAGUGCAAAGUGCUGCUGUAUUGGCUGUAACCAAUGUUUCUCAAUACAUGGAUGAUACAGCAAUAAGAAGAAUGGUACUUCCCAAACUCAAAAUGGUGUACGAAACCAAUCCCAACGACUUGAAAAUUGUUUUAAACAUAUUGGCAUGUCUGGAAAUCAUAUUGCACAGACUUGAAAAACAACAAAUCAUCGAGGAUGUUCUACCGCUGAUUUGGAUAGUAAACCAGACAGAUCCCGAAGUAAUUGCAAGAAUAGCAGUUAUAUACAGUAUGAUUUUGCGUGACAAGAAAUACGGCUUAUCAGUAAAUAUGAUAGCUACGAAAAUAAUGCCAACGUUGAUUCCACACACAAUGAAUCCUGGUUUGAAUCUAGAACAAUUUCAAACCCUUAUUGAAGUCUUACAAGAUAUGCUAGAACAGAUUGAUAGAAACCAAAGGAAUAAACUGAAAUUGGAUACAAUAUCUAUGCAGAGCCCAGACAGACACAGACCUUUAAGGCAUUUAUACAGUUCUGACAAUAUGCACGCGCAAAACUUCAACAUACCAAAUUUGAAAAUUGAAACGCGCAAAACGUCAAGUGCUGAAGAUAUGGUUCGAAAAAAUUCAGCGGGUAGCUGGUGGUUUGGCGGUUCGCCUUCCGGUUCUGAUAGCAACUUUUUGCGCGUAGUCAGUUCAUUUCCGAAUCGCCGACUGUCUGACAACAUGUUGAACACGCCGAAAAUUCGCGUAGCACCGUCAUGUGCUUCUUCACCUGGAAGUACGCCCGUUGGCACCGGACUUCCAAUCCGGAGACACUCGAACGUUGAGCGCCGUGGGUCCACCAUCAACCUGUCACCACCAUCGGGCUAUCAGUACUUCAGACCGAUAAACGGACACGAUGGGUCCACAUUGUCGGUGCCAUCAUCGACGUAUCUUGCACGGAGCAUGAUUGGUGGUAGCAUGCCAAACACAAGCAGCAGCGUGCCGUAUUUGCUCAGUUCCAGUAUGAACAGCAUCCGGUCCAGGAGGCAAAGUACGUGUUCACAAAAUUCUAGUACUGGCAUUCUACAGCAACUUGGUUCCGGUGUUGUGAAACAGUUAUCCACUUUGCAAAAUCCGUAUCAACUAUUUAGUGGAAACAAGUGAAAAGUCGUACUCGGCUGACCAAUACCACUGCUGUUAUAACUACACAAUAAUUUUAUCAAUUGCUUAAAUUUUACUGAACGGUCCGACGUCCCGUUAAAGUCUACAUUUUAUGUACAUCUAUUUUGUCAAAUACGAAACUAUACGAGUUAAAUAUUUUACAUCUACCAACAACAUAAUAUUAUAAGCAAUACAGCUAGAAAUCGUCACCAAUUAUUAUAAUUACUAUAUUAAUGUCGUAAUUUUUAAGUUUCAUUAUUAUAUACUUACAUAAUUUAUUCUUGUUUGUUAUGUGUGAUUUGUUUGUUGUUAUUUUUUUCGAUCUCUUCAACGAACCGCAUUAUAGGUUUGUUAUAUUAUAUUGUAUGUAUUAUAUAGUGUGUUCAAGCUAAUAGAGGUAAGAGGUACUACCCUAAAUAUUUCAGUUGGAUGAUCACAGUAUACGUCUGAAAACAAUUUCAAAUUUUUAAAUAUUUUGAUACGCACAUGCAUAGUACAACACUAUUUUUUUAAAUAUUUUUUUUAAUUAUUUAACUAAUUAAAAAAUUAACUUAGUUAAAGAUGACAUUUUCGAAUAAACUUCAAUUUUAUGUUUUACAAGAUUUUAACAUAUUUAAUUAACCUCAUUUUUUCAUUUUUAAUUAGAACUAAGUAGCUAACCUAACCUUUAGUAAAUUUUUAAUUUAGAACAAUAGUUGUUAUAUAUAUAAAAAAAAAAAAAUAAGACUACCUAAAUAAACAAAAUAGAAGGCUCUAUUUAUAAAAAUACAAUUUUAUUGUGCAUGUGAGUUCUGAAAGAGUUAAAAAUUUGAAAUAUUUCUAUAAUUAUAUAUUAGCUUAGAUACUUUCUUACAAAGUUCUGAUUCAAUUCACAGUAAUUAUAAAAAUAUCACAUUUAUAACCGAAAAAAAUUAUCACUCCAGUUACCAUUUUGACAAAACUAUAAGAAAAAAUUGUUUUCAUCCUCAUACUGAAUAUUGUCUAAACAUACCUACUUAAGUUACUUGUUAUAUUUUUAAACAUUUAUCAUAUUUACUGUUAAUAAUUAUUUUACAUUAUUAUUUUUUAAUACCUUCCCAAGGGAAUUAAUAAAUUCCAAUGAAUCACCCCCUCCCACAAAUGACUUGAAUUACAUUGUAUAGUAAAUACGAUUAUGUGUAAAGAUUUAUGCUACCUUAUUUCAAUAAUUCUUAUGUGUUAAGUACAUAUUAUAUUAUAAUCAGUACAUAAUUAAAAUGUUUAAAUAUUUGAUAUUAUAUAAUUUAUUGUGUAUAUUAUAUUUUAAGAAAGAUAAAAUACGUUUGCAUAUCCCGUAUAAAAUAACUAUCACAAUUUAUUAAAUACUUUUCUUUUGUUUAGUUUUCUUUGUCUUGUCGUCAUUAUUAUGUAUAACGAUAUGAUAACAUGCAGACUAUCACUUAGUUUUUACACAUAUCUUCAUUAAAUAAUUUAAUACUUUUUGCUCAAUGCAUUUUUCUAUCAUAAUUACUUAAUAUAGAUGCCAAUUAAAAUAUGUUUAUAUAUUCAGAUUUCAGGUACUAUACAAUAUGCACAUAUUAAGUAUCUAUGUAUUUAUUCAUUUUUAGUCUACAUAAAAAAAAAAUUUAGUAGGUACUAUUGAACAUAAAAAUGACAAUCAGUAGCUAUUACUAGUUUGUUUUAAAAAUCUGCAUCUUAUCUUGUCAUGUAUAGACAAUCUAAAUUUUAUAAAUGUGUUAAUGUGAUAUAACUUAGAAAUCAGAAAAAAAAUUAUAUAAUAUUAUAAUAGUAUCUAUCAAAUAUAAAACUAUUUGUUUAAAUAUUUAUUUGUGGGUUGUUUGAAUUAUAUUUUUGUUUAAAAUCAUUAUACUAUUAUUGUAAUAAUCAUCAUUAUUAGUAUAUAAUAUUUUAUAUUAUAUUAUGUAGAUUGUAGGUACAUAGAACUGAUACAAAAUUAUAAUAAUGAAGCUAAUAGCAAUCGAUAAAUUAACUAACUACAUUAUACGUAAACAUUAAUUUUUGGGUUGAAUAAAUUACUGAAUGUGUUCAUUUUUUUCUAUUUAAACCUUAAUUAAAUAUAUUAUAUACUAUUCUCAAUUAAUAUUUAUAAUUUGAAUUUUGAUUUAAGAUAAAAUCAAAAGAGUAAUAGUACUUAUCCCUAUGUAGUGCAAUAAUUUAUUACUUACCUACUUUUGUUUCUUUUUCAAUACUAGUUAGAUAGGUAAGUAGGUACUUAAUGGUAGAAGGAUAAAUAUUUUUAUAUUUAAACAAGUGAAAAUUAAUCCACUUAAAUUUAAGUUAUUACAAUAUUUUUAUUUCUCUUAAUGCAAAACGUAAUAAUAUUAUAAAAAUGUAAAAAUAUUGAUAGCUAUUUAUUAUCAUAAUAUACCUACCUAAGUAAAUAUUAUUAUUUAAAAUUUUUAAAUAUAAAGUUCUUUAUCAUAUUAUAUAAAUGUAUAUAUACCUAUUAUACAUUACGGAUUUAACAUAGGUAUCUAUAUAAUUAAUAAGUAAAAAUUCAAAGAUAAAAAACAAAAUCCUAACUAUCUACUUGAAGUUUAAAUUGCUAGGUAGGUAUCUCGUAAGAAAAUGUUCUUAUUAGGAUAUGAAAAUGUAUGUUUUUUAUAAAUUAAAAAAAAAAAAGAAUGUUUUUUUGUAGAUUUGUAUUUUAUUUUAUCUUAAAAUGCUUCAAAAGUAAGGACAUAUACAUAUCUAACACACUAUAUUGGAUACAAAUACAAUAGUUUUUACAAUACAUUGCUACAUAAAUUAUUGUUUACCAUUUAUUUUGGAAUAUUACAUUAUUCAACAAUACAUCGUUCUAUGUACCUACCUACCUGUAGGAUUAGCUAUUAUUUUAUGUACCUACUAUUGAUUUUCCAAUAUUAUAUUAAAGUUUAUUAUCGCUAUACAACAUGGAUGCAUGA
This is a messenger RNA of Aphis gossypii (cotton aphid), 5923 nucleotides long. RefSeq names its product SCY1-like protein 2 (gene bma). Gene Ontology annotation, molecular function: protein kinase activity; ATP binding. The record is from RefSeq and is a predicted model, not a curated record. The coding region runs from base 480 to 3020 and encodes 846 amino acids. Gene Ontology annotation, biological process: protein phosphorylation. NCBI's taxonomy places the organism in Eukaryota, Metazoa, Arthropoda, Insecta, Hemiptera, Aphididae. The transcript has 18 exons.